GUAUCCUCAGUGAGAGUGUGAAUGUCUGUGGACUGUUCUGCUUGCUUGCAGCAUCCUAGGAACUGCAUCAGUGAAUUUCGACUAGGCUCAUUUCUUCCCAAGAAAACCUCACCACAGGGGUCGACAGAAUAGUAAACGUUUGACUAAUAGCGUCUCUGUCCACACAUAACCCACUCUGAAGAAGAACGCAAAGCCCCAUUAACUUCGCACUCUUUCAAGACAAAAUGGGAGCAAAAAACAGCAAGCUGACCCCGGAGGUGAUGGAGGAUCUGGUGAAAAGCACGGAAUUUAACGAGCACGAGCUGAAACAGUGGUACAAAGGCUUCCUGAAAGACUGCCCCAGUGGACGACUGAAUCUAGACGAGUUCCAACAACUCUAUGUGAAGUUUUUCCCCUAUGGAGAUGCUUCAAAGUUUGCCCAGCAUGCAUUCAGGACCUUUGAUAAGAACGGGGACGGCACCAUCGAUUUCAGAGAGUUCAUCUGUGCCCUGUCUAUCACAUCUCGAGGCAGCUUCGAACAGAAACUCAACUGGGCCUUCAACAUGUACGACCUGGAUGGAGAUGGCAAGAUCACACGAGUGGAGAUGCUGGAGAUCAUUGAGGCCAUCUACAAGAUGGUGGGGACUGUGAUCAUGAUGAAGAUGAACGAGGACGGCCUGACGCCCCAGCAGCGAGUGGACAAGAUCUUCAGCAAGAUGGACAAGAACAACGACGACCAGAUAUCACUGGACGAGUUCAAAGAGGCAGCAAAGAGCGACCCUUCCAUUGUAUUACUCCUGCAGUGUGACCUGCAGAAAUAGAGGAGAGGGGAGCUUGAGAACCGCCACAGACUACACAGAAGAUUCAUGUUCCAUUCAGUUUGCAGCUAUUUCCACUGAAAAAAAUAUGCUUGGACUACCUUUCAAUGGAUCCGCUUCUUGUGUUUGAAACACUUGUGUGCAUGAGAAUGUUAUUUGCUAGAAACUAUUUACACAUACAUCUACACACACAUAAUGACCUACACACACCCCACGAUGACACACUCACUACAUAUUCACACUACGCACAAAUAUAUAGAUAUAUAAAUAUUAUAUUUCAAUUAUUUAAAAUCAACUGCCAAAAUGUGAAGUGUGCAAAGUAUUUUCCAUACACUCAUUCCACUGGAGCUUGAGCAUCAGUGAUGUGCUAUGUUAAAUUACGCUACUACUUAUUGUUCCAAGUUUACUGACGCUAGCUACGCGUUUCAUAUAUUGAGUAAUGUCAACCAAAUCAAAUUCCUAUGGUAACGCAACUGUUUCUGAUAAACCAUGUAUCCAUUCUUAUAAAAGACUAGAUUUGGAUAGAUAAAGAGAUGGAUUAGUAGCCUAUUCAUCACAAACUUUUCCUUCCAAAUGUGCUUGUACUGUUGGUGAAUAUAAAUGUAGUUAAUUUGCAUGCCUUUAGGUUUUGCCUUAAAAAGAGUCUCCUCAUUUUGCAUCCAAUAAGAAUAACGAAGACAAAGCCUUAUCAAUGAAAUGUCGUUAAACAGUUAAACAUAAAAUAUUAUAAUAAUUGAAUAUGAAAGCAUAUUACAGUAUAGGUCAAUCUACAAGUAUUGAUGUAUGGGAUGUAUUGUUUGUGAUUUGUCAAGGUAUUAUUUUUGACUGCUGUACCUGUGGGAGCAUGUUCCUUGUAGAUAAUAAUAAUAAUAAUAAUAAUAAUAAUAAUAAUAAUAAUAAUAAUAAUAGUAAACACACCCCACCCCUAUUUAAAAUCAACCAUCUCAUGAGCCCAUUUUGAAUGAGGAAAUAUUGAAUGUGGAAUAUUUAACAACGACAAAACCAACAGUCUGUAUGAAUACAAGAAAAAGAUUUUCGCUGAAUUGGGACUGAAAUAAAUUAAAUGCAUUGACAUAAACCCACCUCAUCAGUAUUGUCGGGGGAAGUAUUCCCUGUGAGGCAUAACUAAUGAGGCAAUGUAAAAUCUAUCUGAAAAUUAGCUCAGCCCAAUAACAACUUAGAGGUUUUACAUGUAUUUUAUCCUACAUAUUAUUGCUCCACUUAGUUUAAGUUCUAUGUCAUCACACCAUUUCUUCAAUGAAGAUACAGGUUGCAUAUCAAUGUGGUGAAUUCAAUGAAGUUCCUGUCAUGAGUUCAUUAAUACCACUCAUAGAUACAAAGAGGAAAUGAUCUAAGGCCAGUGAGACAUUGUGUUAGACAUUGAUUGAAAUCUCAUACUGUUUGUCUCUUUCAGUUUGAAAAUGUGUAAAAAAGGACCAAUGUGUUGAAAAAACAAGUGCAUGACAUCAUUUAUGAACCAAGCAGAGGACAAAAACCCUAAAGCCAUGUUUUGGUAGGACAAAAACCCUAAAGCCAUGUUUUGGUAGGACAAAAACCCUAAAGCCAUGUUUUGGUAGGCUAUACAGUUUGCCCAAAUUGUACCCAACGACACACUUCCCUUUAUUGAUCAACUUUUUGUACUUUUUUAUUCCCCUCACUGAAGCAUACAAAUUGUAUAGUAGCUCCUUCCUUUUCAGGUGUGGUGUAUCCUAUCCUCCAAUAAAGACAACAGCUUAGAAAUAGCCUGAGACCCCUGGCUUGGUCCCAGAUCUGGUUGUGUUGUCUUACGGGUCACUGUCACGGUGCGACAUAGGAGUUGGUAAGACAGCACAAACAUAUCUGGCACCAGGCUAUGAGACCCCAGCUUGACUGGAUAAUAUUAAGUAAUUCACCUGUACAGCUUUGUUGUUCCCACGAUGAAAUCGGGGAGGGGACGGUGGACCUGUCCCCGUCCGUCUGUUCGUACGAUGGUCACACGCAAUAUCUCAGACAGCACUGGCCCGAUUUUGACGAAACUUGGGUGAAUAAUGCGUCUUGCCAUAGAGAUCCAGCGUUUACUAAAUUACACUGAUUUGCCCAAGGCGGGAGUUACAAUAAUUAACUGACAUUUGUUCGUCAUACACAAUAUCAAUUGGCCCAAGGGGGGCGCUGCAUCAUUCGUGGGGGACGACAGGUUUACGGUUGCCUUAUUGAAAGAUUGCAGACAUUGCUUGUAUAAAUCACUAUUUGCAAUUUGGUACUAACUACCCAUUUUGUUUCACAUUCCAUCUGCACAUUUGGGAGGAGUUAUUUGAGUCAUUCAUAUUCAAAUUGACUGCGAUGUCAAGACCAAAUCCAUCAUUAUUCCUCGAGAAAUUAGGCUGACCGUUUGUAACCUGAAACUUUACAUGAACAUCUUCGACCAGAAAUGUUUGUACUUCACACUAUUAUUAAUCAGAUACCAAAUGUAAGCAAUGGCAACAGUGUAAACUAAAGGAUUAGGAUUAUUUUGUACAUGUAGCAUGUAUUGUGUCCCUGAUAACAUGGCUGCACUACUCGUGUUGUGAUUUAAACUAAUAAAAUAACUCCAUGGGC
Molecule: messenger RNA, 3371 nt
Organism: Coregonus clupeaformis (lake whitefish)
Lineage: Eukaryota; Metazoa; Chordata; Actinopteri; Salmoniformes; Salmonidae
Product: visinin-like protein 1
Exons: 4
Coding region: 225-800 (191 amino acids)
Molecular function (GO): calcium ion binding
Source: RefSeq, a predicted model, not a curated record